AUGACGCAGGACUGGGGACCCACCCUAAGGAAAGAGAGCAGACUGAGCUGGGAGAGCAGGAGUCUGGCUUCUUGGUGGCAGGAUCACAUCAUGGUGGUCCUCUGUGUUCUCUCUGAUCUGGAGGGAGCCCAGUGUCAGCAGCCCUGCCAGAUCCAACACUGCAAUGCUGAGUACCUGGCCUUGUCUUCACCACCACCUUCCUCCUCCUCAUCCUCCGCCGCCCACUGGGGUCCCGCGGCCCCCCCACUCCCCCUGCUGGACGCAUGUGAGGUUCUGCGCGGCUACUCGGACUGCACCAAGCGCACGGCUCGCAGAUGCCGUGGAAACCUGCUGUUCCACUCGGCGCUGUACCGCAUCCGGGAGCUGUUCUCCCAGCUGAACUGCUUCAGGGAGGGUCCCGGGUACCCCCUUCCCCCUCCUCCUGGGGCGGACCCCAGCCGCAACACACCCCUAGGGCCUCCAGGGGGCGCUACCCUAUGUGACUACUGGAGGCGAGUGGAGGGCGAUGUCCACUCCGUCAGGCUGGACGCUGAGGGCUACGCAGGGAUGAACGUCCACUGUGGGAUCCAGUUCCAGACCUGUAAGGUGGAAGGGGCUUGGCCUCUCCUGGAUAACCCAUACCUGACCGUCCAGGUGACCAACACACCUGUGCUACGGGGAUUGGGCCCCACUGGCAUCACCAAGGUAACGAGUGGUGACGAUGUGUGGUGCCUGCGCGUCUCUCAGGGCAUCAUGAGGCUUCUGAAACGCUAG
This is a messenger RNA of Alosa sapidissima (American shad), 753 nucleotides long. Its product is annotated as repulsive guidance molecule A-like. Gene Ontology annotation, biological process: BMP signaling pathway. Gene Ontology annotation, molecular function: coreceptor activity. Gene Ontology annotation, cellular component: plasma membrane. Bases 1 to 753 code for a protein of 250 amino acids. The record is from RefSeq and is a predicted model, not a curated record. Lineage: Eukaryota; Metazoa; Chordata; Actinopteri; Clupeiformes; Clupeidae. The transcript is spliced from 4 exons.